AUGGCGUUGUCCAAAGCGUGCCCAUGGCUUCUCCUCCUCCCCGUCUUCCUAGCGGCAGUCGCUGGCUUCAUGCCCGCGGCUGUGGUGGUGGCGGCGGCGGCGACGGCGUUCGACGACAACUACGUGGUGCAGUGGGGUAACCUGGUCAAUCAGGGGACGGAGGUUGAUCUCACCAUGGAUCAAAGCUCUGGUGGUGCUGGGUUCCGGUCCAAGUCCAUGUACGGCUCAGGGUUCUUCCACAUGAGAAUGAAGCUGCCAUCCGGGUUCACUGCCGGCGUUGUGACAACCUUCUACCUUACUUCGCAGCCGGAAAAUGAUGGUGAGCACGACGAGCUGGACUUCGAGUUCCUGGGCGACAAGGACGGCAAGCCCAUCACGCUCCAGACCAACGUCUUCGUCAACGGCCACGGUGACAGGGAGCAGAGGCUGCACCUGUGGUUCGACCCCGCCGCCGACUUCCACGACUACAAGAUCCUCUGGAACCCCUACCAGCUCGUGAUGUUCGUCGACGACACGCCCAUCAGAGUGCUGAGGAAUCUGACGGGAAGCGUCCCGGGGUACGAGUUCCCGGCGAAGCAGACGAUGCUGAUCCGCGCGAGCAUCUGGGACGGCUCUGACUGGGCGACGGAUGGGGGCCAGACCAAGGUCGACUGGUCCAAGGCGCCCUUCACGGCGGGGUACAAAGGGUUCGACGUCGACGCCUGCGCCAACAGCGGUGCGACGCCGUGCGACUCCCCGGCCCUGUGGUGGAACGCCGGCGAGUACCGGAGCAUCACCGAUGCGCAGCGGGCGGCGUACGAGGGCGUCAAGGAGAAGUACAUGAACUACAACUUCUGCACCGAUAAGACAAGGUUCAACAACCAUAUGCCGCCAGAGUGCGACUACGAUUAG
Messenger RNA from Phragmites australis (common reed), 891 nucleotides. Its product is annotated as putative xyloglucan endotransglucosylase/hydrolase protein 1. Lineage: Eukaryota; Viridiplantae; Streptophyta; Magnoliopsida; Poales; Poaceae. Gene Ontology annotation, cellular component: apoplast; cell wall. Gene Ontology annotation, biological process: cell wall biogenesis; xyloglucan metabolic process. Gene Ontology annotation, molecular function: hydrolase activity, hydrolyzing O-glycosyl compounds; xyloglucan:xyloglucosyl transferase activity. The record is from RefSeq and is a predicted model, not a curated record. The transcript has 4 exons. Bases 1 to 891 code for a protein of 296 amino acids.